GCAAGACAUGUACAACUCUAUAAAGCAAAAGAUCAGAGAUGCCUGAAGCCAAAGCAAUCCUUCCCACACAGACAAACUCACAGCCAGAGCCAUAAUACAGUGCUUCAUUUCCAAGUCACUUGAAAAAUAAAUUUUAAGAAAACAAAAAAAAAAAAACAUUUUCUGAAAAAUGUUAUAUAAGGCAAGCAGCACCUCAACAAACAUACUCAUCACAGAUCUGAAAAUGAGCACAGCUACUCCUAUUGCAAUAGGCACCAGAGGCACUGUAGGAUCGCUCGUCAGACGAGAGAUCGAGUAUUUUCGAAGGGUUGAUCAGGUAGACUGUGGUGAAACGUCUAAGAAACUCGACCCCAAAAAGUAUGUAGGAGUCUCUAGUAAAACUACAAGUUUCCCUACUAGUCGAGUGAAGACAUCUUCUUCCUCCUCUUCUUCUUCGUUUGGAUCGUUACUGAGCAUGAGUUGGGGAAAGAAGAGGCGAAGCAACAACAACAGCAGUAAGAAUAAUAAUAGCAGUAGUUUUCUGCCUAGUAUGUGUUCUGCUGUGGAUGUCUCAGAAAGCAAGAAGUUUGGUGGGUUUAGUUAUAGGAGCCUCAAAACAGAUGGUACUUAUUAGUAUUGAAGAACCUUAAACCUUUUCAGUUUCCCUUCUCUGUAAAGUAGUAUCUUUUUAGUAUCAGAAACUCUAGAUGGUCUGUUUUGUUCUGUUGUUUGUUGCACAAAGCUGUAGAUGAUCCUUAGUUGUCGAUUCUUGUGUUUCAAAGGAUGCUUUUGAUGAAUCAAUCUGGUGAAAGAUCUUUCAGA
Spinacia oleracea (spinach) is the source of this 801-nucleotide messenger RNA. RefSeq lists its product as uncharacterized. The record is from RefSeq and is a predicted model, not a curated record. The coding region runs from base 170 to 613 and encodes 147 amino acids. The transcript has a single exon. Lineage: Eukaryota; Viridiplantae; Streptophyta; Magnoliopsida; Caryophyllales; Amaranthaceae.